Messenger RNA from Tilletiopsis washingtonensis, 1426 nucleotides. Its product is annotated as Metallo-dependent hydrolase. The coding region runs from base 39 to 1304 and encodes 421 amino acids. The record is from RefSeq and is a predicted model, not a curated record. The transcript is spliced from 6 exons. Lineage: Eukaryota; Fungi; Basidiomycota; Exobasidiomycetes; Entylomatales. Gene Ontology annotation, molecular function: hydrolase activity, acting on ester bonds.
CCUCCUCCAAGCAAGCACGCACCGAGAAGCCAUUCAGAAUGUGCCCGGGAAGCAGCACGCACGCCCAGCAUGCGGACACGCGCGAGACGGACGGGCAAGAGGCGCCAGAGGGGACGUGGCAGCUGCUCGUCGACGUGCACUGUCACCCAACCGACGACCCCUCGCCGUGGGCCGACAUGGAAGCACACGCCGCCAAGUUUGCGCACGUCAAGCUGGGCGAGGCAGUGGCGAUGAGCACCUGUGCUCGCGACCAGGCGCUCGUCGCCGACCUGGUGCGCCGCAAGGGAAGCAAGGUACGGCCUGCAUUUGGCUACCAUCCGUGGUUCGUGCACACCAUCAGUCUAGAGCAUCCUGCGCCAAGCGCCGAGCAGCACUACCGCUCCUUGUUCGGCGGCGCAAGCGCCACAGAAGCACAACUCGCGGAUCUCGAAGAGCUGCUGCCUCAUCUGCCUGCGCCUGUCUCGCUGCAAGACACGCUGGCUACGCUGCGGGGCAAUCUCGAGGCUCAUCCUUCUGCCCUGCUGGGCGAGGUAGGCAUCGAUCGAGCCUUCCAACUGCCCGUCUCGCCCGCUGGCUAUACGCUUGAUCCGGCAGUUCGGGGACCCGCACUGGCCAAGAAACAAGCGGAAGAGACGCAUUCCUUGGGGCGUCGUUCGAGAGCGCUGACGCUCCUGAAGACGCCGCUGGAGCAUCAACUCAGCGUGCUGACGGCACAGGUGGAGCUCGCAGUGAAGCUGCGGCGCAGCGUAAGCAUGCACUCUGUCAAAGCCCCUGGCGCCACUCUGCAGUGGCUCGACGAGAUGAAGAAGCGCUUACCGAGCGCGACGCCGUCGCUUGCGGGCAUGAGCAAGCGCAAGAGAAGGGCUGUGGAAUUGGCGGCGCGUAGUCGCGAAGCAGCUGCGGGUCCGGCCAAGGCGGAUGACAAGCCAUCGCCGCCGGGCUUCGAGGACAUCAACCUAGACCUGCAUUCCUGCUCGCUGUCACCGCUGCAACUGCAGCAAGUCCAGGAGAAGCAUCAGAACGUCUAUGCCUCCUUCUCCACCACCAUCAAUCUGCGACAGCAAGCCUUCCACUCGCAGCUCUCCGUUGCCGAUCCCCAACGCGUGCUCAUCGAGUCAGAUUGGCACAGUGCCGCUGGCCUCGCGGCGCGCACGUGGGCCGUGUGUCGACUGCUCGUCGAUGCGCAGGGAGAGGAACUUACAGGGCCGUUGCCGAAGGAUACAAGCGAGGAGGGACGCUAUCGUCUUGGAGCGGAGGCGUUGCAACGCAAUUGGAGGCGGUUCGUGGGCGAGACUCAAGCUUGAGACACGACAGUGCGCAGCGGAGGGCAUGGAAAUACAAUUGCGAGGAAAACCCCCCCCCCCAACCUCUCUCUCUUUCUCUACCGCUUGCCGCGUGCAGCCUGCUUAUUACGCUUGACGGCCUU